UUCUGUCGUUUCGUCGUCGCGUUGUUUGCUAGUCGCAAGGUUUUUUUUCUGCAACGCGUUAAAAAGCAAGUUCAUUUAUAUAAUUCUCUUUUUAUUUGAAAAGGUGUUCGCGAUUGGCCAAAAGUAGCGAAAGUGUUAGGAAUUGAGCCUUACAAUGGCGGCACCAAUAGAAAUACCGCUUCGGGACACUGAUGAGGUGAUUGAGCUGGAUCCGGAACAACUUCCGGAAGGAGAAGAAGUCUUGGGGAUAUUACGACAGGAACGUUCGCAGCUGAAUACCUGGGUUACGGUAGCGCUUGCUUACUACAAGCAAAACAAAACCGAUGAUUUCAUCAAAAUUUUGGAAGCGUCGCGAAUUGACGCUAAUAUAUCGUAUCGCGAUUUUGAAAAAGAUCAAAUGCGAGCUUAUGAUAUGUUAGCGGCAUAUUAUGUUCAGGAAGCGAACCGGGAGAAGUCGAAGGACAAGAAAAGGGAACUUUUCAUGAAGGCUACCCAUUUGUACACGACGGCUGAUAAAAUUAUCAUGUACGAUCAGAACCAUCUACUGGGUCGUGCAUAUUUUUGCCUCCUGGAGGGAGACAAAAUGGAGCAAGCAGAUGCACAAUUCAAUUUCGUGCUGAAUCAAUCCCCCUCCAAUAUCCCUUCUUUGCUGGGUAAGGCCUGCAUUGCGUUCAACAAAAAAGAUUAUCGUGGUGCACUGGCUUUCUACAAAAAAGCGCUACGAACUAAUCCGAACUGCCCGGCCGCAGUGCGGCUCGGUAUGGGUCACUGCUUUUUGAAAAUGAAUAACCAGGAAAAAGCAAAGCUGGCUUUUCAAAGGGCUUUGGAUUUGGAUCCCCAGUGUGUUGGGGCUCUCGUAGGUUUAGCCAUUUUAAAGUUGAAUCUUCAUGAGCCGGAAUCUAAUCGACUCGGAGUACAAAUGCUCUCGAAAGCUUACACGAUUGAUUCGACAAAUCCGAUGGUUUUGAAUCAUCUGGCGAAUCACUUUUUCUUCAAGAAGGAUUAUCAGAAGGUGCAGCACUUGGCGCUGCAUGCAUUCCACAACACGGAAAACGAAGCGAUGCGAGCGGAAAGUUGUUAUCAGCUUGCUAGAGCGUUUCAUGUUCAACAGGAUUACGACCAGGCUUUCCAGUAUUAUUAUCAGUCGACGCAGUUUGCACCGGUUAAUUUUGUUCUACCACAUUUCGGACUGGGACAGAUGUACAUCUACAGAGGCGAUUCGGAAAACGCCGCGCAAUGUUUCGAGAAGGUACUGAAGGCGCAACCCGGUAACUACGAAACAAUGAAAAUUCUUGGUUCGCUUUAUGCCAGCUCUUCCUCUCAGUCAAAGCGCGAUAUAGCUAAAAGUCAUCUGAAGAAAGUUACCGAACAGUUUCCAGACGAUGUUGAAGCUUGGAUUGAACUGGCACAAAUUCUCGAGCAAAAUGAUUUGCAGGGAUCGUUGCAAGCUUAUGCCACUGCAACUAAUAUCUUGACGGAAAAGGUAAAGGCGGACAUUCCACCUGAAAUUUUGAAUAAUGUUGCAGCCUUGCACUACCGGCUGGGUAAUUUGAACGAAGCAAUGUCGAAACUGGAACUGGCGAUCGAUCGCGCAAAGUUUGAAGCUCAGCACGAUUCACAAUACUACGAUUCGAUUUCGGUCACAAUGACGUACAAUUUGGCCCGGUUGAACGAGGCGAUGGCAUCGUUCGAUAAAGCCGAUAAGUUGUACAAGGAUAUUUUGAAGGAACAUCCGAAUUAUAUCGACUGCUAUCUUCGGCUGGGCUGUAUGGCUCGCGAUAAGGGUUUGAUUUUUGUGGCAUCCGAUUUCUUCAAGGAUGCGUUGAAGAUUAACAUGGAGAAUCCGGAUACACGUUCUCUACUGGGUAAUUUGCAUUUAGCUAAAAUGCAGUGGACUCUUGGGCAGAAAAAUUUCGAAACCAUUCUGAAGAAUUCUGCAACAUCAAGCGACGCGUACUCGCUGAUUGCAUUGGGCAACUUUUGGCUGCAGAGCUUGCAUCAGCCUAGCAAGGAUAAGGAGAAGGAGAAAAAGCACCAGGAGAAAGCGUUGGCUAUCUACAAGCAGGUGCUUAGAAAUGACCCAAAAAAUAUUUGGGCAGCUAACGGCAUUGGUGCGGUUUUGGCGCAUAAGGGUUGCAUUAUUGAAGCCCGAGAUAUUUUCGCACAAGUUCGCGAAGCCACGGCCGAUUUCUGCGAUGUUUGGUUGAACAUCGCUCAUAUCUACGUUGAACAAAAGCAGUACAUCAGUGCGAUUCAAAUGUACGAGAACUGUCUAAAGAAGUUUUACAAGCACAACAACGUUGACGUAAUGCAGUAUUUGGCACGAGCAUAUUUCCGAGCUGGUAAGCUAAAGGAAGCCAAGAUGACUUUACUAAAGGCGCGUCGGGUCGCUCCUCAAGAUACUGUACUGUUGUUCAACAUUGCUCUAGUACUGCAACGUUUAGCGAUGGUGGUUCUUCGCGAUGAAAAAUCGGUGCUGAGCAUUGUGCUUCAAGCGGUACAUGAGUUGGGAUUGGCUCACAAGUAUUUCAAUUAUUUAUCAAUUCAUGGUGACAAAACACGAUAUAAUAUUGCAUUGGCGGCGGCCGAAGCUAGCCAGUGUCAGGAUUUGCUGCAGCAAGCUCAAUAUCAUGUAUCAAGAGCUCGGAAAAUCGACGAGGAAGAACGUGUUUUGCGUCAGAAGCAAGAACAGGAGCGCGAAGAGUUCAAACGUCGUCAGCUGGAGGAACGUAUGCGAAUGGAAGAGAUGCGCCGCAAGGCUCACGAGGAGAUGUUAGUGAAACGACAGGAGUACAAAGAGAAGACCAAGAAUGCAUUAUUCUUCGUGGAGUCUGGUCCCGAGCCGAAAAAGAAGAGCGGCAGAGGUCGAAAGGAUUACAUUUCUGAUUCUGAUGGUUCAGGUCCAGCGGGAAGUGGUGGAGAAGAAGGACCAUCGAAGGAACGCAAACGCAAGGAACCGGGUGAGAAGAAAAAACGCAAGCCAGGUGGUGGGCGUAAGAAGAAGGAAAAGCUUCCCAGAGGAUCCGGUUCUGACAGUGAGGAAGAUUCGGCUCCGAAGAAGCGCGGUCGUAAGAAGGGAUCGUUGGGAGCUAAGAAAGCAAAGCACAUGGAAGAUGGUCUAUCGCAACGGCAGAAAUCUCGAAUUGUUUCUAAAGCAACCGUAUCUACAAGCGAGUCUGACAGCGAUAGAAGCCGGUUGAAAAUUGCUAGCGGUGCAAGUGAUUCCGGGUCGGGUAAUAAUAGCCCUGCUACUAAGCGUAAGCGCGUGAUAGCCUCCGGGUCGGAGAGUGGUUCGGACAGAUCCCGCUCACGUUCUAAAUCUGGCAGCCGUAGUCGCAGUGGAUCCCGUUCUGUCUCUCGAUCCCGAUCUAAAUCUCGCUCCCAAUCGGGAAGUCGUUCGCGUUCCGGUUCUCGUUCUAGCCGUUCUCGAUCGGGCUCGCGAAAAUCUGGCAGUCGUUCGCGAUCCGGAAGUCGUUCGCCGUCUCGGUCGCGAUCUCGUUCCGGUUCCGGCAGUCGGCAAGCAUCUCCUAUAUCUCGUAAAUCGGUAUCUGGAUCCGGAUCAGAUUAAUUUUAAUUAAUUAAUGAUUAAUGUUCUAUGCAUAUGUUUUUUUAAAUUUUAAUUAAAUUUUGCUUAGGAAUUGUGAUCUUCUCAGUCUGUCUAACAAACGCAUUAUCGUGCUGUACCAAGCCCUGCAUAUUCGGACACUUUGGUGAAAUAAUAGUCUGAGUAAGGAGGAUAGCAACAAUAACCUUUUCAAAAAAAUGACUUCAAUGUUGUAUCUAGAAUAUUACAAAUACACUUCAAUAAACUCUUAUCAAACA
Wyeomyia smithii (pitcher-plant mosquito) is the source of this 3822-nucleotide messenger RNA. It is a transcript of the gene Ctr9, whose product is annotated as RNA polymerase-associated protein CTR9 homolog. Gene Ontology annotation, molecular function: RNA polymerase II complex binding. The coding region runs from base 155 to 3568 and encodes 1137 amino acids. The transcript has 5 exons. Gene Ontology annotation, cellular component: Cdc73/Paf1 complex. The record is from RefSeq and is a predicted model, not a curated record. Gene Ontology annotation, biological process: regulation of DNA-templated transcription. NCBI's taxonomy places the organism in Eukaryota, Metazoa, Arthropoda, Insecta, Diptera, Culicidae.